Molecule: messenger RNA, 1107 nt
Organism: Camellia sinensis
Lineage: Eukaryota; Viridiplantae; Streptophyta; Magnoliopsida; Ericales; Theaceae
Source: RefSeq, a predicted model, not a curated record
AUGUGUAAAGAAGUAGGAACUAACUAUGAUAAGCAGCACAAUCAUCAUUUAUUGCAUGUUUUAAUCAAGGUGGAGGAUGGCUUAACAAGUGCAAGUUCAACAAACUUGAACAAACAAGGCCCUUUGCCCUCUAUAAAAUUGGUCAAAAAGCAGUUUGGUGGCAGAUAUGCCAUAUCAUCUGAGGAGUUCACUAGUGAAGUGGUUGGAGCUAAAUCACGUAAUAUUGGAUAUCUAAAAGGAAAAGUGCUUUCAUGGGUUGGGAUUCCUACCUCGGUUGACCUACCAUUUGGAGUUUUCGAGAAAGUUCUUUCAGACGGUUUAAAUCAGUUGGUAGAAAGUUGUAGAGAAGUUACAACUACUAAAGAAAAACUUAGGAGAAGGAGACUUCAGUGCCCUAAAGGAGUUGCGCAAGACAGUUUUAAAGGUUUCUGCACCAUCCUAGUUGGUAUGUUCUUUCUAGAAAUGUUGUUAAGGACCCUUUUUUUUUUUUGACAUAUAAUUCUCAGAAAUUUGCAACAUUAGAGAUGCCUGUGUUUCUUUGUUGAAUUGGCAAAGAAGCAUGUUGCUGUUAGUUCGAAGUGGCCUACUGCUGCUGUGUGUGCUGCUGCGAAUUUUGGGGCCCCAAAAUCAGCAUGAAAAAAAGCUCUGUAGCACCCAAAAUAGCACCAAAAUAAGCUCUGCAGCAACAACAAUCAGCAGCAAUAGCAACACUUAGCAGCUCUCCAGCAGCUUUGCUACACACAGCAGCAACUAACAGUAACAGCAACUCCAUUCUACAGCAGCAUCAAGGUUAACUCCCUACUACACAUAGAAUACACACUGUGUUGGCAUUAGGAUUCAACACUCCUAUCCUAACCCAAAAAAAAAAAAAACACUUAAAAAAUAGCCCAAACAUCCUUUAAUACAAAACCCCUACUAUACAAUGAGCAGAGAAUGCAGUCAUAGAGGGAAGUGAGUGGGAAUCAUAAAACAAGACUUUUGUGUACACAUCUCCACACAGUUAGCAGGGUGAAAAAGCCUAAACACAUAUACAAAGGGCUUUCCACCCUGCACAUCCUUCACUCUAAUCCUAAUAAAACUUAAAAUCAUUUUAAGAGCCUAUAAAUC